Molecule: messenger RNA, 735 nt
Organism: Suillus fuscotomentosus
Lineage: Eukaryota; Fungi; Basidiomycota; Agaricomycetes; Boletales; Suillaceae
Exons: 8
Coding region: 1-735 (244 amino acids)
Source: RefSeq, a predicted model, not a curated record
AUGGCAAAGUUUGGUAGGCAAGUUCAGUCUCAUGUUCAAGUAUUUUGGCUCCCGGAUCUAAAGGAAAUGAGGUACAUGUCGGCAGAGCGAGUCAAGACCUCAAUCACCACUCACCAAUCCUGGGCCAGAAAAUCCCCUCCUCAUCAGGAAAAUGUGAAAUUCACGCACCUUGUAGGUCUCCUAGACACCAAUGCAUGCAAAACAAUCAAACAGACUCGUUACUACCUCCGAACAUUUUCUUGCAAUCCCAACAUCAAUCCUUAUACAUUGUCUGGUUCGCGACUUGGACUACUUAGAGAUCAGGAAAAUUUGGCGCCACUGCGCAACAAGCGUCUUCGCUCGCAGUCCCCCGAGAUUAGUGGAAAGACACCAGAGGGCUCGGACGUUAAAAGGCCCAAAAGGCUUGUCCGGCAGAUCCCACUGGAGGAAGUCCAAAGGCGCCUGCAAAACUCUUCCAAUUCCGAUCAGCCUCUGCUUUUCAAUGGCAUCGCAGCUGCUCUGGCUGACAUUCAGCAGACCCUCGACUCUCCCCACGCUGUGCCAGGUUCUGAGACUCCCAAGACACCUGCACCUCCCUACAGGCAAACUCUGGCCCCUCUUGUGGUAUCUCAAAAUUACAUGCAUAGACUUGUUGCCGAGCGUUGGGACGCCGAAGUAAGGUGUUGCGAGGAGGGUCGCAAAGCACAAUUAUUAGAAGUACAGCUUGCUGUGCAUGGAAUUACAAAACUAGUGUAA